Messenger RNA from Malania oleifera, 558 nucleotides. RefSeq lists its product as uncharacterized. Bases 1 to 558 code for a protein of 185 amino acids. The record is from RefSeq and is a predicted model, not a curated record. The transcript has 3 exons. Lineage: Eukaryota; Viridiplantae; Streptophyta; Magnoliopsida; Santalales; Ximeniaceae.
AUGGGAGAGAAUUUCUACUAUCAUUGUGGGAGACUCGGUCAUAGGUCUUGGUCAUGUGAGGGACCGCGGGCCCAAGAACCAGUUCAUAGACCGUUCUGGGGUGGUUACAAGGUGCCCCGUGGAGGCCGGCAGAGGAACACAACACCAACAAGAGUCUAUGCAUUGAUGCUGCGUGAUGCUGAGGCUACUGGAGACGUCGUGACAGGAUCCACUCAUUCUUUCAUAUCAUUAGGGUAUGCUAAGCUAUCUGGGAUAGAGGCACAACAGUUAGAUGUUGAAUUGCUAAUAGCCACGCCGACUGGAUCAGUAAUGAGAUAUAGGAGGGUACUUAAAAAAUUUCCAAUGGACAAUCAAGAGAAAGUACUAGCAGUUGAUCUUGUGUUAGUGUCGGAAAUUCAAGUGAGGAAGUUGCUUCAGGGUGGUUUCCAGGAUUAUAUUGUAUAUAUAAAGGAGAUGCCAGAAGAAGAAGUGAAACAGGCUGAUAUUCCAUUAGUUAAAGAAUUUCUAGAUGUCUUUCCAUAUGAAUUACUUGGUUUAUCACCAAAGCGAGAAAUUUAA